Messenger RNA from Penicillium manginii, 1293 nucleotides. RefSeq lists its product as uncharacterized. The record is from RefSeq and is a predicted model, not a curated record. Lineage: Eukaryota; Fungi; Ascomycota; Eurotiomycetes; Eurotiales; Aspergillaceae. Bases 1 to 1293 code for a protein of 430 amino acids. The transcript has a single exon.
AUGGACUUGAGCUAUGCAAUCUCCGCAGAAAUUAGCUUACAUGGUCCCUUCGCGAACACAAACUCAUACAUCUCAUCCUAUACAACCGGAGAUCAAAUCAAAGGAGUGGUUUCAGUUGUCUCCUCCCACGAUGUGAAGUUUGAUAAUCUUCAGAUAAGUUUUGAGGGUGGGUAUAAGAAAUCUCGCAAGUUCAAACUUGUCAUUCACUGGGCUUGGCUUAAACGCGCAACAGGGGAGCAAAGUACGCACACACGCCACGCCACGCCGAACAAGUCCCACCAUCAGUUCCAGAACCUCAUGCAAUCCGAAUCUGCACUUCCAACCCCGCGGGUACUAUACAAGAACAAAAAGUACAAUUUUGAAUUCUCAUUCCAAGUCUUAGAUAUUUUGCCUCCAGCUGCCUGUCUCCACACGUCCGCCUCGGCCCGUGUCAAAGCAGCACAUCUGCAACUUCCCCCAAGCCUUGGAGACGCAACCAUCUCCGGGCUCGGUGGUAAGCUGCGGGAUGAUUUUGCACCAGCAGCAUGCCAAAUAUUAUACAGCAUCAAGUUCCAAUUAAACCGCGCGAAUGCACUCUCUGGGAAACAAGAAACACUAUUCGCCAAACGACAACAGCUCCGGAUCAAACCCGCACUUGACGACAGUAGCCUGGGCUUGUAUCCAGACUGCCUCACUCAAUUCGAAUACCGCAUGCAAGGAGAAAGACUUAUCUACCCCAAGCGCCAGAAAGAAGCAGUCGGAAGCCUAUCCGUAACAGUACAAGGACCCGUCUGCAUCUGGCUUCCCUUGCGAGAUCCAAAUCUCCUCCUAAGCCAGGCCAUCCCACUUUCCCUUAUCUACCAGCAACACAACCAGCAGUCAACGCAACCGCCAGAGCUGGAGCUGGACUCUUUCGAAAGUCAAAUUAUAGCAACGACCCUCUACACGACAAAGAAAAACGAUGACUAUCAACGUAUCGAGAAACGGGAAUUCCUCGGCCAGCCAACAAACUUCUACGACAAGCAGUUUCCGCCGCUGAUACGCCCCAUCUCAUCGGUUCCUUGGGCUCAGUCUGCAACAGGCGCGUAUAUUACUACAUUGCAGAUACCCACGACUCUCCCGUGCGAGAAUUUCGUACCGACUUUUCAUUCUUGUCUGGUCUCUCGUAUAUACACCCUGAAAUGCAGGCUGAAUGUUCGAAAUAACGGCUCGAUUAAAUUAUUAAUUCCUCUCAUAAUCUCGUCAAAGCGAGAUCCGGCAGCGUUGCCUUCAUAUGAUGCGUCUGCGGUGUCGAUUGGCAAUGUUGGUACAUAA